AGCCCUAUAGAAGCAACAUAGAGAUAGACAUACAUAUACAUAUACACACAGUAUGAGUUCGACAGUACCAGCAUGGAAGAGAAUAGGGUUAAGUGUUAAGAAGGAUUCAGGUGAUGAUUCCUUGAAUAUCGCCACCACCAGAGUAGAAAACGCCGAUUUAACAACCAAACAAAUCAAGAAGUUGAGCAACAAGACUAAAGCUCAAUCCCAACAUAAAAUAGAAAAGAAAAAGCCACCAAAGAGGAUAAAGUUGCCUAAGAGUGAAAGACCACCACCACCAGUAAAAGACCAGUUGACUUACUUGAAACAAUUUGAGACUGACAGAGACAACUGGAAGUUCAGUAAGCAGAAACAAAAUUGGAUUUUAAAGAAUAUCAAGAAUAUCCCCCAGGAGUACGAAACCUCUUUGGCUGUGUAUAUAGAAUCCUUACAGGGAGGAUCGAGAGACAGAUUAAUUCCUGAAUUGAAACAAGUUAUUGAAAAGUGGAAUGUUCAAUAUGAAGAAGCGGAAAGAAAGAUCGAAGAAGAAUUGGCCAAGAAAGCAGAAGGAUCUGAAACUAGCAAUGAAGAAAAGGAAAAGAAAGAGUCUGAGCCCGAGAAAGCAAGUGAAGUCAACUUGGAGUAUGCUGUUAGGUGUUUCAAUUUACUUAAGAAGUUAACCGAUGAUGUCAUAAAAGUUAAAGGAACUGAAGACGAAGAAGACGAAGAAGACGAAGAAGAAGACGAUAAAACAGCUCACAACCCCCGAAGCAACUUGAUUAUUAGUGAAGUAGAUGUAUAGAAAAAUAUAACACUCCCUCU
Messenger RNA from Spathaspora passalidarum NRRL Y-27907, 801 nucleotides. RefSeq lists its product as uncharacterized. The record is from RefSeq and is a predicted model, not a curated record. The annotation marks the transcript as partial. The transcript has a single exon. Lineage: Eukaryota; Fungi; Ascomycota; Pichiomycetes; Serinales; Debaryomycetaceae.